AUGGCUAUCCCACAAAGACAAACUCCCCCAAUUGAGGAGCUGCGUAGAUUUUACGUCGGCAAGAAUGUCAACGACGUUCCCAAACCCGCAGUCAUUCUUGACAAGGCUAGGAUCGGCCGCCAUUGCCAGACCAUGUUGGACUCUGUUGAUGCGCUGGGCCUGGGAUUCCGUGCCCACGUCAAAACUCACAAGACGAUUGAAGCCGCUCGUCUUCAAUUCGGCCAAGGCAACCGUGACGUAAAGCUCAUCGUGUCCACACUGGCUGAGAUCGACCACCUUCUACCCUUGCUCAAAGAAUACAGGGAGUCAGGCCGUCGACUCGACAUCCUUUACGGUUUGCCGCUUCCUCGCUCCCAGAUCCCACGCUUGGCAGCCUUGGGCACAGAGUUGGGCCCAGGCAGUAUCUCUGUUCUUAUUGACCACCCAUCGCAACUUCAAUCCGUCAAAGCCUUUUCCCAGCAUGCCAAAUUUCCUGCAAGGGUGUUUCUUAAGGUUGAUACAGGCUAUCACCGCGCAGGGCUACCACCUUCCUCACUAAACAAGAAUGGCCUAAUUGAAUCCCUUGCACAGCUCGAGGCGAGUGGAGAGGCUGAGCUGUUAGGGCUAUACUCCCACAGUAGUCUUAGCUACAAGGACUCGACUGCAGAGCAAGCCAUGGCGAAUCUGGAGGGUGAGAUCCAAGGGUGUCUUGAUGCUGUCAAUGCUCAAGCACACUUGUUCGCAAAGGAUAAAGAUAUUGUCAUCAGUGUCGGUGCAUCCCCUCAAGUCACGGCUGCUGAGAACCUGGUUACUUCAGAUGGGGACCUAUCGCCUGCAGCUGAGUCUUUGCGGAAAGCCAUCGAGGCCGUUACUGCUGGCCAGCCUGGAGGUUUUAAGACCAAGCUUGAGCUUCACGCCGGUGUUUACUCCAUUCUCGACAUGCAGCAAAUCUCCACCAAGUCGAGAAGACAUAUGGGCUCGCACGAAGACGAAAUUGCCAUUUCCGUCAUUGCAGAAGUGUGCAGCGUAUACAACGAUAACGAGCGAGCUCAGGCGGAAGGUUUGGUGGCUGUUGGUACACUUGGCUUAGGUCGGGAACCUUGUGAAGCUUACUCGGGCUGGGGAGUGGUAAGCCAAAAGUCUUACAAGGCUGAGACGAACAAUACGAGACGCUUGAUCAUCGACAGAAUAAGCCAAGAGCAUUCCAUCGUGGCUUGGGAGCACACCGAAGACGAGGACACUACUAAAAUACCGCCUGUGCCGCUGGAAGUUGGACAAGAUGUCAUAAUCUUUCCGAAUCAUGCUUGUGUUACUGGGGCUUUGUAUGGAUGGUACCUUGUCGUCGACUCGUCUGAAGGGGAUGCCCAAAACAUUGUUGAUGUCUGGGUACGAGCUAGUGGAUGGUAA
Molecule: messenger RNA, 1386 nt
Organism: Fusarium poae
Lineage: Eukaryota; Fungi; Ascomycota; Sordariomycetes; Hypocreales; Nectriaceae
Exons: 2
Coding region: 1-1386 (461 amino acids)
Biological process (GO): D-serine catabolic process
Molecular function (GO): D-serine ammonia-lyase activity
Source: RefSeq, a predicted model, not a curated record